Amoebophrya sp. A25 is the source of this 670-nucleotide messenger RNA. The record is from the annotation of a GenBank genome assembly. NCBI's taxonomy places the organism in Eukaryota, Dinophyceae, Syndiniales, Amoebophryaceae.
GUUAAAUUUUAGUCUCCUACGCGAAUCCGAAUCGAUUUAUGAAUGCGAGCCCAGGUAUCGUUUGCAAGUGGUAUAUCUGAUGCUCGUAUACUAGUCUAGUUGCUUUAUCUGAACCUAUGAUUGUAUUUGCAUCUUCGUUCGUUUCAUCCACAGAACGAUUUUUUCUAUGACACACCUUUUGAAAGUAAAAUCGACGACGGCCCAUUUGCAUUUGUUGAAACCUGAUAAAAGAUACGCGUUGAUAAGAUUGAUGGAAGCGGGUUAUUUUUCUCUAUGACGAUUAGAAUCUGAGUCAGUCAUUAUGAAUCGAUCAUUUGUGAUGUCUCUUACUUGCAAAUUCUCAGGAGAAAGGUCUAUUGUCACCAUCAGUGAGUGUCAAGACCCGAAGAAGAUUGUGUAUGGAUUACUGAGUAGGAAUUGUUUUUUAUCAUUCCUGUUUACCUUUACGUCCAAGACCAAGAGCAAGAGUAUUGUAACAAGUACUAAGUCUUUCUUAAACGUUUACUGCGCGUUCUCGCAGUGCAGAAAAGACGAAAAAAAAACAACAAAUAUACCGAAUGCUCCAGGCGGCUCUGGGACCAGGACGUGGCGCAGGCGGAGGACUAUUCGGACGAAAUGCAACACCGUGAGCACGAGACGGAAAUGGAAAAUCAGUAGUUCCAAGCAUUGA